AGAGAGAGAGAGAGAGAGAGAGAGAGAGAGACCGCCUGAGAGAAUGUGUGCGUGGGAGUCAGGGCGACUGAGCGAUAGAGGAAAGGCGAGCUCGAAUUGGACAGGGGACAUGCGUGUGGUAAAAGCCAUCCACGUACACGAACGCCACAUCACUAGGUAGGGUGCUUGGCCCGCCCGCCCUUGCCCGCCCUUGAGUAGCAGGAGCAAGCGACGAGAGUGAGGACCGGGGCCAGGCAACAAGGGGCGACUGCCGGCCACCACGACUGACAGCCAGGCCAACCCGACGACGGACGCGGGAGAUUAGGAAGGGUGAUGAAAGGCCUUAGAUGCCCCCGAGCAGACGUGGUCUUGGCUUCGGGACGGCAACGUCAGGCCCGUGGCAGACGGGGACAGCAAGGGGCCUGGUCGACAGGUUGAACGGGCCCGGGAAAUGACCCGACGCAUAUUCUGUCACUUUUCACCUCUCAUUUUUCUUUUCUGUCCGCUGCCAGACCGUCUGUUAUUCUCCUUGGGCUGGCCGAUCCAGCGUUUCCGGGCGAUGCGUACUGGUGCGCUGCAAUUGGGUAGUCCGCUCCAAAAGGCCGACGCUCUCCAGCCCAAGGAUGCCGACCUGGCCAGCUAGACCAAGCCGGAAAGGUCACCAUCUCCCACGCCUGCCCACCGUUACCUGCCCUGAAAUGACGACCAUGUGGUGCGACCCCUGAAAAGGAGAGAAAAGAAAGCGAGGAAGAGAGCAGAGAAACGCAACGAAAGUUGGGGGCAUGGCGAGAGGAACGGCAAACCACAGGGCCACAUCGAAUGAGGAGGGCACAUGCCAGCCAGGUGGAUUGACACACCACCACCAUCCAUCGUCUGGCUCCCACCCGCCUCCCACCUGCCUCCCACCUGCCUUUCAGUUUCGCUUUUCUCUUCCCUCUCUGGCCGGCUGCUUCGUUUCUUUUUCCGUUUCUGGCAUUCCCAGCCAGCUCUGGUGCUUUCGCGCUGCGCUGCACCCACCCCAACCGGAGCGAUCCCCGGGGCCAAUGCCUGUUGCGCCCCUCUCCCUCGCGUCUUCAAGUCGACGACUGAAUCACUGCUGUCCCGUUCUCAUUCCCCCGCGUCCCGCCAUCAUUGACAGGUCAACACAGCCACCCACCAACCAUGUCUCCUGGUCUGCUGCCUCUUGAUGCAACUGGCAGGGACGAUUCAGGGGCAUUCCCUGUUAACGCUUUUCGCAGUGGAGUUAGGGCGUCACCCCUUCCCGGCUCUCCAUUUCGAUCUCGGGUGCUCGGGUUGACAGGCCAGGGGCCGCAGGAUGUGGUUCCUCAGCACAUGAGCCAGAGAGAUCUUGGAGGGUAACCAAAAUUGGCCGCACCCAGCUGGGCUUGUCCUGGAUGACUCGAACCCGGCCCCCAGGCCCUUUGAAUGUCUGUCAUGCCUUCUCUCGCCCAUCCAUCCGCUACCAUCUUCAAGUGUCCGUAGGCAAAUGGCGAGAUCCGUCCGUCUCCAAGGUCGACGACGUGAGACCUGCGCCAUAUUUGUGAGGCGCCUUUGCGCGUGUCGCAAUAAGUUUGCAGGUAACCGGGCGAGGUGACAGCGGCUGGUGGCGAGCCGGCCGUCACCGUAUCGGAGAGGACGAAAACGAGCACCUCGACGGUGUCCUGACAGGCCUUUGGGCAAGCAAUCCAAUCCAGAAAAGGUCCAGGCUAUUAGGCGUUGGAGCAUGCAGAGGCAGGGAUCUAGCGAUCGGCGCUGGCUCCAGCGCUGCACCAUCGAAGGAUACCUAGAACAGUAUGGCCCCUCUCGUCUGCCGGCGACUAGCCUUCUGGAGGUUCUUCGCUCCGGAAGGACCCAUAUACAAGCCUGGAAAGUGCAGGAGCGCUGUCGCAAAGAAUGGGUGCCAGGGGAGCUGCGUAUUCGAUGCCCUUGGCUUGACUGCUGGUUUUGGGGGGAUGUGCACACGCCGGACCAGCACAGGAGAAGAAGAAAAAACCGAAGAAAAGGGGCUUUCUGUGUGGCAGGGCGUGUGAAGUACAAACCAGGGGAAAUUAAUGAAAGAAGGCAAGCCAGCGCAUCCAAGCAUGCCGCACUUGUCGGUUUUUGUCCAACACAAGCCCGGCCUGCCCUAUGGCAGCUGUUUGCCUGCCACCAGGCCACUCUGUGCGGCUACCCGCACAUCUUAUCGAACUUGAAAAGGGAGAAAAAUCCAUUGGACAGGUGACGCUGGCCUUUUCUCAUCCCUGGCCCCAUCUCGAGCGCCUUCUAGGGCUGCCACGACCGAGCCGGAUCGAAACGCGGAACCGAACAGAGGGGUGAGAUGAUGAAUGAACAAGAAAAGAAAAUCUCAAAAAAGAAUCCGGGAAUCAUGAUCCAAGGAUCGAACGACCGGAGGACGUAAGGAAAGCAACACACCCCGAGGGAUUGGAAGCAACAAGACCUGUGCUGUGGUGCACAUUGAGCUCAGCGGGGGCGGUGCAUUCGGCGGCUUCGAGAUACGGGGAAAUGGGGGGGGCGACGCCCCUUGUUGUCUUUUUGCUCCUCGCAUCGCAUUCGCAUGGUCGCUCUGCAGCCAGCUGUCGUCGGCCAGAGUACCCUUCCUGCACCACCUAUUGUUGGACGGCGGCUGGUAUUGGUGCCGGCUUCGGCAACAGGCCCGAGGUCCAACCAAAAACCCCCGACUGUCUGGAGACCGCCCUUGUGUCUUUUUUUUUCGCUUUCCAUAUUUCCCCCCUUUCCCCUUGGUGUCGACACCUUUUGGACAGAUAAAGGUGUGCUUGCCGGCUAGCUCCGUCUGACCUGCAAUCGCUUGCGGAAUAAACCGACACGACAGAGCACUUCCGCGGAAGGCGUCCAGGCUCCCGAACGAAACGAUAUAGGCUAGCCACAAAGGGGAGAAGCAGAAAAGACGGCAGUCUGCCGGCGGAAGACAGUGGCGGGAACAUUAUGGUCCAAGUGGAGGGUCGAGGCGAAACGCGCUUACAUGGAAUCCGACACGAGCAGUCCUGCUGGACUCGAAAAAGGUGGCCCCUUCAACCCCAGCACAUCCGACUAUUUCGGCACCACAUUCCACGGCGUCGGCGAAAUCGGGGUUGACCAGCAGUACAUCCCCGGGGAUGACGCUGUCUCCGGGGGUGACUUCUCGCUGGAUCACCACCAUCCACAACAAUCCUCCACGGCGAUAGCCCUUUUUCCGUAUCCCGAGCCUUCCGGACCCGACGCCGUCGCGGCAUCGACGGCGGUGAUGCAUGCCCCGCCCGUACCGGAUUGGCAAGGAGGGCUGUCGCUGUACGACACGGUGUUAUUCUCGCCGUCAAUCGAGCACGUCGGGCAACAACCGAAACUGUACUCUCAACCCAACUACUAUGGGGCCUGGGCUUCUGGAGCCCAGCCCAUGGUGGGAUUGGGUUUGAUUUCGCCACACAGUGUCGAGGAGCAGUCGCAGCAACCGCAGCCGCAGCCGCAGCCGCAACUGCAAGCCCAGCACGAUGCCUGGGGGCAGAUGAUGACACCGCCCGAGGACAGCUUCCCCGUGGCCCAUGAAGGGGGCCGACCCCAGAUGCCCGGGUCGCUUCACUUUGUCCCAGGGUUCGCACAGCUCCCGGCUAGCAACGGGAUCUCAAGCGGGGGUCCAAAUAUGUCUGUGGGGGGCGGGGGAGCGUCUGCCGAGAUGGUUGGCUUCCAGUAUUCUUCGGCUGGCGUGGGCGACCAGCUCUCUCCGGUGACGCCGAUUGAUUUCGUCGACAGCCCAUCGACCCUUGUCCCCUCUCCGCAGCCCGGCACACCUGGUCGACGACAGCGGCGACUAUCCAUCUCGGCGUCGUCGCCAGCGUCACUUUCCACAGUGUCAGCGCCGACAAGAGCAGGAAGAGCCUCAUCCACGUCACCACAUGAAGACUCUAUUCGUCCGAAGCUGCCCAAGAAGUUGAUUCGCGGCUCUGCAUCCCAUCCUCGAGGGUUUAGCAGUGGCGUCGGCCGCGAAAGCAACAACAACGGCGGCAAAAGACCGGCAUCGACCGACGACGACAAGCAAGGCAGUGGGGCCGCCAGAGCCACCGCAGCCGGCAAGAGCCCGUCCAGGGCCAGGGGCAGUAACCGCGAGGCGGCGAAGAAGUGCCGGGAGAAGACCAGGCUGAACGAGCAGCAUCUAGAGGAGCGUGAACGUAUAGUGAAGACGCGCAACGAUCGCCUGAAGCGCGAGCUGGACUUGGUUAAGGAGGAGGUGCAGAUGUGGAGGAGUCAUCUCCUGAUGCACGGCGGUUGCGAGAACUUGAGCAUAAACAACUGGAUCAAGAACCGUGCCGCUGAGAUAUCCGAGAAAAUGCUGUCGCCGACGUCAGCGAGCCAAGCAUUGAGCCAAGCCCAAGCGACUGCGCCAAGCAGACUGCAGCCCCUGACGCCCAUGCCCAUAAAUGGGCGGCUCAACUUCCGGCUACAACCGCCGCCGCCGCCCUUGACGCGCCGUCCGGCUCGAUGACAAACGUAUAGGGCCUCCUCUGUCGGAAGCGGCACGCGUGCCGUGGCGCUGAUGAUGGCAGAAGACGAGGCAAACAUCGAUCGAGGGCGUGGCCUUUACCGCCGAUACCGAGGGCAUAAGAUGGGAGAGACAGGUGUACGAAGGAGCGAGAAGAGACGGACGGCGAAGAGAAGGGUGAGAUGGGCAUGCGAAAGAGAAGAAUUGAACGACGGGCGUCCGGUGCCGCCGAUACGAGAGAGAAAAAAAGAAAGAAAGAAAAAAGUUGCCAGCCAGCGCGGCAAAGCGCGAUGGCCAAACGUUAGUUGGGCUGUACCGCUUUGGCCGGCCUUGGGUCAUUGGACAGAAGCUUCAGCGACCGACAUGCACCCGCGGCCAUUGAUUUGCCACUCCCGCACCGGAGAAGGAAGGAGCAGCUCACCGGUGCGGGCCACAACGGAGGGAAGGGGCGGAACAGCAAAGCAACGGGCAGGGAAGGCGCAAAUCGCGGCAGGACAACAAAUGCAACAACAAAUGGGGAUUGGAGGGUUCGGGACAGGAAGUAGCAAUGGGGACGAGGGAGGGGGAGGAAUGGAGUGUCGAGCAAGCAUUUGGGUGCCUCGAGGUAGGGGUGUUAUUUGCACAUCAGGCGUCAGCAGCCCGGUGCGCUGGGCGGACGACUAGAUUGUCAAAGGAGCCAACGGCGUUUAUUAGAGGGUCUGGGUCGUUGGGAAUUGAACCUCUUCUUUCUCUCCUUUCCGCCUUUCUUCCUUCCCUCUCUUUCCCCCCUCCUGUCCUGCCAGCCCUUUUCCUCGAGGAUGACGGGGAGGAACCCCAGAGGAUGAGCGGAGACUCUUGGAGCGGAAUCAAUCGCGACCAAAACUCAAGACUCACACGUGUGUGCAUCGGGAUCAGCUUUGUGUCAAGGGGGGCUUUCUUGGGUCGCUGCUGCUGCCCGACACGCUCGCAGCCUAUGCGACUCACCCCGAGGACUGACGUCGAUGGCCGCCACGCAUCAUGGUCGGGCACA
Gaeumannomyces tritici R3-111a-1 is the source of this 5459-nucleotide messenger RNA. RefSeq lists its product as hypothetical. Gene Ontology annotation, molecular function: DNA-binding transcription factor activity. The record is from RefSeq and is a predicted model, not a curated record. Gene Ontology annotation, biological process: regulation of DNA-templated transcription. Bases 2960 to 4453 code for a protein of 497 amino acids. The transcript has 2 exons. NCBI's taxonomy places the organism in Eukaryota, Fungi, Ascomycota, Sordariomycetes, Magnaporthales, Magnaporthaceae.